AUGGGAAACAACAUUUCCAACUUUACCGAUAUUGCAGCCAUCGGAAACUAUGUGAGCGAGCUUGGCGAUGUCAGUUUUGAGAAAAAUUUGGGGAAAGCUCGUUUCAUGAAGACGUUACGUGGCAAACACAGUGAUGGCUAUGUGGUAAUCAAACUGUACAUCAAACCUGAAUCUGGCCAGAAUCUAGCCAAGCAAGUGAGAAAGAUCAAAGAGGAAUACAAGGCAUUGAAAGAUGUACCCAAUGCCUUUUAUUUCCAAAGAGCCAAGGAGACAGACCGUGCUUCUUACCUUGUUCGACCUUAUCUCUACAGUAGCCUCUAUGAUCGCAUCAGCACUCGGCCAUUCCUCACUACCAUUGAAAAAAAGUGGAUCGCCUAUCAGCUACUGAGAGGAAUUGCAGAUUCGCAUGCAAAGAACGUAUACCACGGCGACAUUAAGACUGAAAAUGUACUUGUAACAUCAUGGAACUGGGCCUAUUUGGUGGAUUAUGCAUUUUACAAGCCAACCUACCUACCUGAAAACAACCCUGCCGACUUUUCCUUCUUUUUCGAUACAUCCCACCGAAGAACCUGCUACAUUGCCCCUGAGAGAUUCUACAAGGCAGGCACUGACAUUGAUCAAAGAAUGAAAAAGAUGACCGACAAUGACUUUACGAGUGAAUUGACGCCUGAAAUGGACAUAUUUUCAGUUGGAUGUGUGAUUGCAGAGCUAUUUCUCGAGGGGACACCGCCAUUUACACUGCCACAGUUAUUCAAGUAUCGCAGCGGUGAGUACAACCCCAAUGUGGGUCUGGAUCAGAUUGAAGACGACACUAUUCGAGAGAUGGUCAAGCACAUGAUACAGAUCGACCCAGCAAAGCGAUACUCUGCGGAAGAAUACUUGACACAAUGGCAUGGAAAGGCAUUUCCUCACUAUUUUUACUCGUUCUUAUACCAGUACAUGAGCACCUUUGUCGAGAAAUUCGAGCAUCAACCACCCACACAGCCGCAAUCCAAAAUCAUGUCUGAAAUCUCAGCAGCGUAUCCAAACGCAAGCAGCCGAAAAUUGACAGAUGCGGAUGGCAAGAUUGAGCGCAUGUUUUAUGAUUUUGAAAAGAUCAUGUACUUUAUCUCGGUGCCGUGCCAAGAGGUACAUGAUGCCGAUGGACGCAAAAAGAGGAACAAUUCGAUGACAGCGUCGUCUAUCCUCCUUCCACCUACAUCCAAUAUACCCAACUACGCUGCUCAAGGUACUUCUUUUGAUGACGAUGAUUCACCAGAUGCUACACAUACGCCAGAUGAGGAGGGAUCGCUGAUACUGCUGUCUUAUGUCUGUUCGUUACUGCGAAACACACUGUAUCCAAGCUCAAAACUCAAGGCAAUGGACAUUCUGUUAGCUUUGGCAGAGAGACUUCCAGAUGACGUGAAAUUGGAUCGACUUGUGCCUUAUCUGGUGGAGCUACUCAAAGACAAUGCGACACUCGUAAGAGCUAAUGCCAUCAAGACAUUGACCAAAGUGCUCUGCAUGGUCGAAUCCAUCUCUCCCAUCAAUGCCCGCAUUUUUCCUGAAUACAUUAUACCCAGCAUCGAACUGUUUGCACGAGACGAGGAUGUACUUGUGAGAUUGACCUAUGCCAGUUGCAUUGCCUUGUUGGCAGAGACAGCACUACGAUUUUUAGAAAUGACCCAACUGUUGAAAGCAGACAACAUAUACCCUCAUCACCAAGACAUUGAUUCGGAAGACCUUGAUUUCGAGUCUGCUUAUGAUACCUCACUUGAAGAUCUGCAUACCACCAUUCAAAGCCAAACAAGCGUUCUACUGGCAGAUCCAGAGAGCUCUGUCAAGAGAGCACUGCUCACCAAUAUCACUUGUUUGUGUGUCUUUUUUGGCAGGCAGAAAGCAAAUGAUAUUCUCCUGAGUCAUAUGAUUACCUAUUUGAACGAUAAAGAUUGGAUGUUGCGAAGUGCAUUCUUUGAAAGUGUCAAAGGCGUAGGCACGUUUGUUGGCUCCAAAAGCUUGGAAACUUACAUUUUACCAUUGAUGGUGCAAUCACUUGCAGAUGCCGAGGAAUUUGUGAUUGAAAAUGUGCUCAAUUCACUGACAAGCUUGUCUGAUCUUGGUUUGUUUCAAAAAAUGAAGAUUUGGGAGCUUACAAGUAUCAUCUGGCCCUUGAUAUGCCAUCCAAACACCUGGAUUCGAAAUGCAGCUGUAGGGUUCAUUUCAUCCAGCGUUAAACACUUGCCCAAGACAGAUCUUUGGUGCAUUAUCUACCCCAUGAUCAGGCCCUUUCUGCGCUCUGAUAUUGCAGAGGUCAAUGAAGAAUCGUUACUGCAGAAUAUAGAGACACCUAUAUCCCGCCAAGUCUAUGAACAAGCCAUUCUUUGGGCCACCAAAGCAACCGUCAAAUCCAAAUUCUGGAAGCAGCAAAUCAUCAAGCCUGCUAAAGAUGUAAGCUCUUCUUCAAAGUCAUCUCGCAUGGGAGCAACAGAGAAUCCACUGCAAGCUGUCAUGCUCAACAGCACCAUGAACAACAGUGACUACAAUGAGACGUCGACAGAAGAUGAGGUGUUUUUGGAGAAAUUGAGAAAUCUAGGCAUGACCAUUGAGGAAGAGGAAAAAUUGCGCUACAUGCGAGACUUUAUAUACAAGGCAUCCAAAUCUAAACUAAGUCGACCCAAGAUGGACAACGAUGCCAAUGCAAAGAAGGGCGAUAUUCAGCUCAAGAACCUCAAUAUCACGCCUCACACUGCCUUUUUGCCCGACUUGUCCAACAAACGCACAUCGCAAUACAAGAAGCAGCAUGCGCUACCCAAGAAACUAGACAGAGCGAAAUCAGCCAUGGCUCCCACGACAAGUCUUGGCACGUCAUUGCGAGAGGAUCUUUGUAAAUUAAACCGAAUCGCUAGUCAACCUCAUGUUCAAGCCAUUUCUCCCAACAUCGUUGACAAGGAAAACCACAAUCACCAUGAAAGGUCAUCCUGUAUUCCUAUCAAAGGCAGUAGCAGUAGUAGUCAUUGGCCUCUGCAUUCGCCUAUUCCAAGUCCCUCAGACUACAGCUUUGGCACCAGUUUACCUAGAAGUUUGGAAAGACCAAAGAGUAUCAUUUUAACAAUGGAAGCUAUCAAGAAUAAGCAUGGCAAGAUUGAGCCUGUUGAAUUGAGUAUCAUAUCGCAUAGCCUUAAGAGCAAGGCAAAAAAUAACGCUGACGAGGCUGAUAAAUCAACACCUCCUCUCGAAGUGAGCUCUAUUGGAUACGCCCAUUUGCAAAAGCUCUUUGACAAGACGGCCAUGGAAGCAUUCCCAGCUCUCAUUACCGAGUUCUCGGAGGACGCUUUACUCUCCAAUCGACUCAAAAAGCUGACGUCGGUAUGGGCAUUGAAUGUGCCUAGCAAGUGGAAACCAGAAGGCAAUUUGGUCGCUCAUUACACGGAGCACACAGCAGCCAUCAACCAACUUGAUAUUUCAUUUGACCGUCUGUUGUUUGCCUCGUGCUCUGAUGACGGCUCUGUGAGGAUUUGGGAUUGUUCUCGCUUAGAGAGAAACGUAACAAAUCGAUCGCGUGCAACCUAUAGUCAGCAGGGAGGACGUAUCAAGUGCUUGACAUUCAUACAAGAUACACAUUCCAUUGCUGCUGCUUCUGACAAUGGUAGUAUCCAUGUGUUUCGGGCCGACAUUCAAAGUGGCAGUAUACCGCUUAAAUUUGGUAAAUGCAUCCCACUAAGAGAGUAUCAACUGGUGGACGAGUAUGCUCUGAUUUUGAAGCACUUUACAAGCAACGCCUCUAAUACAAUGAAGGGCGCUAAAUCUAUGCUGAUGUUUGCCACUACACAAUGCCGUAUCUACGCACUGGAUCUACUCACAAUGGAGAUACUGUGGAAAUUGCAAAAUCCCAAAAGUCAUGGUGUCAUUACUUCCAUGGUCACUGGCCCCAAGCAUACAUGGUUGUUGGUAGGCACCAUGCGAGGUAUUUUGACAUUGUAUGAUCUUCGAUUCCAGAUUCCUCUCAAGUCAUGGCUUCAUCCCAGCAAAAGCCGCAUCAGCUCCUUAGUGUUGAUCACAGACCCUCGCGAUUAUGAUAGACAUUUGGUGAGAAUUGCAUCCGGUCGCAACGAAAUUUCUACCUGGGAUAUCGAGCAUUUGACUUGUCUGGAAGUGUUUGCUGUGAAAUCCGGUGAUGAAAAAACAGCUGGUGUGUUUGUGGAAUCGUACAAGGCCUUGGAAGUACCCACGGAUACCGCUAUUUUAUCCAGCGCUUUUACUAACAAUGAAUCUAAUUUGGUUGAAAACUCGAUUCGUGCUAUCAUCUCGCCAAAGGAGAGCCAUUUCAUGAUUACUGGUGGCACAGACCGUAAAAUUAGGUUCUGGGAUACGGCAAGAAUUGAGAAUUCAUGCGUUGUAUUGGGAUUAGACAUGGAAGAACCCAAACCAAGAUACAGUACCAAUGUCUAUGACAAGAUGAAGGUUUUCUUCGAGUUUACUCAGGUCAACCGCAACAACAACCAACAGGUGGCCAAUGUGGGAAGCCGUACCAGCUUCAGUGCAAACCCAUCGAGUAGUAACAAUGUCAUCACGCAACAGCAUUACUUGAUGAGGAAUCAUACCGAUGCCAUUACAGACAUUAUCGUCACGGCAGCACCCUACCCCAUGAUCAUCAGUGGUGAUAGAGAUGGUGUUAUCAAGAUUGUGUCAUAA
Messenger RNA from Mucor velutinosus, 4671 nucleotides. RefSeq lists its product as uncharacterized. Gene Ontology annotation, molecular function: protein binding; protein serine/threonine kinase activity; ATP binding. The record is from RefSeq and is a predicted model, not a curated record. Gene Ontology annotation, biological process: late endosome to vacuole transport; autophagy of peroxisome; protein phosphorylation. Gene Ontology annotation, cellular component: nucleus-vacuole junction; phosphatidylinositol 3-kinase complex, class III, type I; late endosome. The transcript is spliced from 21 exons. NCBI's taxonomy places the organism in Eukaryota, Fungi, Mucoromycota, Mucoromycetes, Mucorales, Mucoraceae. Bases 1 to 4671 code for a protein of 1556 amino acids.